Molecule: messenger RNA, 1569 nt
Organism: Sporothrix brasiliensis 5110
Lineage: Eukaryota; Fungi; Ascomycota; Sordariomycetes; Ophiostomatales; Ophiostomataceae
Product: f-box and wd domain containing protein
Exons: 2
Coding region: 1-1569 (522 amino acids)
Cellular component (GO): nucleus
Molecular function (GO): protein binding; cis-regulatory region sequence-specific DNA binding
Source: RefSeq, a predicted model, not a curated record
AUGCCCCUCACUGGCGGCCUGGCGCCCCAUUUGGGCGAACCGGCAGCCACCAUUGUCAGCUUGCAAACAAACGCCUUUGAAAACGACAAUGGCCACGGAGGCGCCUCAAGGGGCAUUGAACCGGAUCUGGGGCUGGUAGAGCACACAGGUGGAGACAUCGAUUUCCCUGUGCCUCCACACCCGCUAGGCAUCAAACCCCUGGGCAACAAGUACCUGGACAGCGGCAUCGACGCCAAAACUGCAGCAGGUGUCUUUCAGGCAUGGCCCGACGAGCUGCUGAUGCACAUGCUUGAGGGCCUAGACAUGAGCUCGCUACGUGCGCUGGGCUCGACAUGCCGCUUCCUGUAUGCCUUUUGCACAUUUGACGAGCUGUGGAAAAGCCUCGCCUUGGACUACACCAACCCGUCCCAGUUUGCCCGCGGCAUCCCGCGGGCGAACCAGAUCCGCCGCUUCCACGACCUCGCCUACGACGACUUUGCCGCCGCGUGGAGCGACACGCCGUUUGUGCUGGCGGCCGACCGCUGCGUGCAAUCGUGGCCGGUCCUGCGGAGCUGGUCGCUCGAUGGACUGCGGAGCGACUACGCCACAACCGCGUUCCGGGCCGAGUCGGUCGACUGGCCGUACGCGCUGUACGACCAGUACAUGCGGCGGACCGCCGACGAGAGCCCGCUCUACCUCUUUGACAAGAAGUUUGCCGAGAAGAUGGACCUGACGGUCGACGCCGCCGCCACCGGCGCCGCCGCCACCACCGCCACGGAUAAGAGCGCGUCUGCCUACUGGAAGCCCGCCUGCUUUGGCCGCGACCUGUUCGAGGUCCUCGGCCCCCAGCGGCCCGCCCACCGCUGGCUCAUUGUGGGCCCCGCGCGCAGCGGCUCCACGUUCCACAAGGACCCCAACGGCACCAGCGCCUGGAACGCCGUCGUGCGCGGCGCCAAGUACUGGAUCCUCUUUCCGCCCGGCGCGGCGGUGCCCGGCGUCUACGUGUCGGCCGACAAGAGCGAGGUCACGAGCCCGCUCAGCAUUGCCGAGUGGCUGCUGACGUUCCACGCCGAGGCACGGGCGACGCCGGGCUGCAUCGAGGGUGUCUGCCGCGAGGGCGAGAUCCUGCACGUGCCGAGCGGCUGGUGGCACCUCGUGGUCAACCUCGAGGCGGGCAUUGCGCUGACGCAGAAUUUUGUGCCGCGGGCCCACCUCGCCGAAGUGCUGCUGUUUCUUCGGGACCGGCCCGAGCAGGUCACUGGAUUUGCCCGGGGCCAGGGCGGCCACGGUGCAGCGGGGAGCGGUUGUGAGGAUGGCGUGGACGACCCCUACGGAUUGUUUGUGGAGCGGCUGGCAGAGCAGUGCCCGGACCUGCUCGCAGACGCACAGGCUGAGAUGGCACGGCGAGACGCCCGGAAGAAGCGGACAUGGGAGUCGGUUGUGCGCGGCGACGACGAUACCAAGAAGCAGGCGGAUGGAGAUGCCGACGACGAGAAGCGGCAAAAGACAGGAGAGAGCGGCAGCGGAGGCGGUGGAUUUACGUUUGGAUUUGGCGGAGCCGACGACGACCUAGAGGAGGAGAUUCCCUGA